This is a messenger RNA of Indicator indicator, 2022 nucleotides long. RefSeq names its product ATP binding cassette subfamily G member 1 (gene ABCG1). NCBI's taxonomy places the organism in Eukaryota, Metazoa, Chordata, Aves, Piciformes, Indicatoridae. Gene Ontology annotation, molecular function: ATP hydrolysis activity; ABC-type sterol transporter activity; ATP binding. Gene Ontology annotation, cellular component: plasma membrane. The record is from RefSeq and is a predicted model, not a curated record. Bases 1 to 2022 code for a protein of 673 amino acids. Gene Ontology annotation, biological process: cholesterol homeostasis; transmembrane transport. The transcript is spliced from 15 exons.
AUGGCAUGUCUGAUGGCGGCUUUCUCCUUGGGCACCGCUUUGAACGGCAGCAAUUCUGCUUGCACCAUGGCCGAGCCGAAGUCGGUGUGCGUUUCAGUGGAUGAGGUGGUCUCAAAUGGGACAGAUAACCAAGACAUUCGACUGAUGAAUGGACAUUUAAGAAAAGUGGACAAUGCUCUGACUGAGGCUCAUCGUUUCUCCUACCUACCCCGCAGACCAGCUGUGAAUAUUGAGUUUAAAGAACUGUCAUACUCUAUCCAAGAAGGGCCGUGGUGGCGGAAGAAAGGUUAUAAGACCCUUUUGAAAGGAAUUUCAGGGAAGUUCAGCAGUGGAGAACUUGUUGCAAUUAUGGGUCCUUCAGGAGCUGGGAAGUCAACGCUCAUGAACAUUCUGGCAGGUUACAGAGAGACGGGAAUGAAAGGAGAAAUUCUCAUCAAUGGACAGCCUCGUGACUUGCGCUCCUUUCGCAAAGUCUCCUGCUACAUCAUGCAAGAUGACAUGCUCCUUCCUCAUCUGACUGUCCAGGAAGCUAUGAUGGUAUCUGCACAUCUGAAACUUCAAGAGAAAGAUGAAGGAAGGAGAGAAAUGGUAAAGGAAAUAUUGACAGCCCUCGGUUUGCUGACCUGUGCCAAUACAAGGACUGGGAGCCUUUCUGGAGGCCAGAGAAAGCGUCUUGCUAUUGCUUUGGAGCUGGUGAACAAUCCCCCUGUCAUGUUUUUUGAUGAGCCAACCAGUGGCUUGGAUAGUGCAUCAUGUUUCCAGGUUGUCUCUCUGAUGAAGGCUUUAGCCCAGGGUGGCAGGUCCAUCAUCUGCACGAUUCACCAGCCCAGCGCUAAACUGUUCGAGUUGUUUGAUCAGCUCUAUGUUUUAAGUCAAGGUCAAUGCAUUUACCGUGGGAAGGUAUUAAACUUAGUCCCUUACUUGAGAGACUUGGGUUUGAAUUGCCCAACCUACCACAAUCCAGCAGAUUUUGUUAUGGAAGUAGCAUCUGGUGAAUAUGGAGACCAGAAUGGCCGUCUGGUAAGGGCCGUACGGGAGCGGAUAUGUGACACUGACUACAAGAGAGAUGUUGGUGGUGAGAAUGAGUUGAAUCCCUUCCUCUGGCACCGGCCUUCUGAAGAGGUAUUUUGUACAUCACAACUAGAUUCUUCCUCAACAGAAGGCUGCCACAGCUUCUCUGCCAGCUGCCUAACCCAGUUCUGUAUCCUCUUCAAAAGAACUUUCCUCACCAUCAUGAGAGAUUCGGUCCUGACGCACUUGCGUAUCACCUCACACAUUGGCGUUGGGCUGCUCAUCGGCUUGCUCUACUUAGGCAUUGGCAAUGAAGCUAAGAAAGUCCUCAGCAACUCUGGGUUCCUCUUUUUUUCCAUGUUGUUCCUUAUGUUUGCUGCACUCAUGCCAACUGUCCUUACAUUUCCUCUUGAGAUGGGAGUAUUUCUUAGAGAGCAUCUGAACUACUGGUACAGCCUAAAAGCCUACUAUCUCGCCAAAACCAUGGCUGAUGUUCCUUUUCAGAUCAUGUUUCCUGUGGCUUACUGCAGCAUUGUGUACUGGAUGACUUCUCAGCCAUCUGAUGCACUCCGGUUUGUCCUGUUUGCAGCCUUGGGAACCAUGACAUCCCUGGUGGCUCAGUCACUGGGUCUUCUCAUAGGUGCAGCCUCUACAUCUCUCCAGGUGGCCACAUUUGUGGGCCCAGUUACUGCCAUCCCAGUGCUUCUGUUCUCUGGGUUUUUUGUCAGCUUUGAUACCAUCCCAACAUAUCUCCAGUGGAUGUCCUACAUUUCUUAUGUCAGAUACGGGUUCGAAGGCGUUAUUCUCUCCAUCUAUGGACUGGAUCGAGAAGAUCUGCAUUGUGACAAAGAUGAGACUUGCCAUUUUCAAAAAUCAGAGGCCAUUCUGAGAGAACUGGAUGUAGAAAAUGCCAAACUUUACCUGGACUUCAUUGUUCUUGGAAUUUUCUUCUUCUCUUUGCGCCUAAUUGCCUAUUUUGUCCUCAGAUACAAAAUCCGAGCAGAGAGGUAA